Molecule: messenger RNA, 5618 nt
Organism: Alnus glutinosa
Lineage: Eukaryota; Viridiplantae; Streptophyta; Magnoliopsida; Fagales; Betulaceae
Product: disease resistance protein RPV1-like
Exons: 5
Coding region: 416-4030 (1204 amino acids)
Biological process (GO): defense response; signal transduction
Molecular function (GO): ADP binding; protein binding
Source: RefSeq, a predicted model, not a curated record
AUUUCCAAAUGAUAUGCAAUGAUCUUAAAUCAAUGAAUUGAAGAACAACGGCUGAGAAAGCUACAUGCCAACAAUAUCGCUUCAUGCUUCAAUAUGCUUCAUGGACUUUUACAUUUCAAAGUAUGAAAAUAUGAAAUACCUCAUACAAUUAUAGGAGAAAAUAAUUAAUAUGCUACUUUUCAAAUUUAGAUAUAUAUUGACUGACUCUUUGUGCCAGAAAACAUGGCGACAUGGCGUGUUGUUGUGGUCAAAACGCGUAUUGCAUAUGACAAGUCUCCUCAUGUUGACCGCUUGUUUCCAACGCCGAAAGCCUUUGCAUAUAACAACAGCCAAAGGCUGGUUAGGGAAAAUGAUCGAGCCUUUUCACAAAAUCUGCAAAUUAAAUUAGUUAAACAAGCUUGUAACUCUCCGAUCGAUGGCGUCCCUCAGCACUCAGAGAGCCUCUUCAUCUUCUUCUUCAACACCUCGAUGGAGAUACGAUGUUUUUCUCAAUUUCUACGGCGAAGACACCCGCAAGAAUUUUACAGAUCAUCUACAUGCUGCUUUAAUAAAGAAAGGCAUUAUCGUGUUUAGAGACAAUGAAAAGCUCAAGAGAGGAAAACAAAUUUCUGAUGAGCUCUUAGAGGCAAUUCAACAAUCCAUGUAUGUGAUUGUCGUCAUCUCUGAAAAUUAUGCUUAUUCUAAAUGGUGCCUCAUUGAACUUGCCCAGAUCGUCGAAUGCAUGGGAGAUACCUAUACAGGGCUCACAGUUUUGCCUAUUUUCUACCAUAUGGAUCCUUCCCACGUAGGAAAACAGAUGAAGAGUUUUGCAGAAGCUUUUGCUAGCCAUGAAAAAGAUCCCAAAGUUGACAUUGAGAUGAUGCAAAAGUGGAGAGCUGCUUUGACAAAAGUGAGUAAAAUUUCUGGAUGGCAUGUACUACAUGACACGCACGAAUCAAUAGUCGUGGAAGAAAUUAGUAGAAUGAUAUUAAGUGGAAGGAGUCGUUACUUCUCAAAUGUUUCCAAGGUUUUGUUUGGAAUAGAAUCUGGUGUGGAGGAAAUGAUGAGAUUACUUUGUAUUGGGUUGGAUGAUGUUCGCUUUAUAGGGAUUUGUGGGAUCGGUGGAAUUGGGAAGACAACUCUGUCAAAAGCCAUUUAUGAAAGAGUUUCUCAUCAAUUUGAAGCUAGUUGCUUUAUUUCUGGUAUUAGAGAAGAAUGCACAAGUACUCAUGGUCUAAUUGAUCUUAAAAAACAACUUAUUUUCGAGAUCCUCGCGGAAAGGGAAAUAAAUAUAUGGACUGACCACAGGUUAAGUGGAGUGAUAGAGAAUAGACUACGUACUAAAAAGGUUUUUAUUGUUCUUGACGACGUGGAUGGAGAAAAACAACUAAAAGCAUUAGCAUGGAGCCAUGGUUGGUUUGGUGAAGGGAGUAGAAUCAUUAUAACAAGCAGAGAUCGUCAUUUGCUGAAUAGAUUUGUGGAUAAUACCUAUACGGUUAAGGUGCUGAAUGAUGCUGAAGCUUUACAGCUCUUUAGUUGGAAAGCCUUCAAGAAACCCCAUCCUGAAGAAAAUUAUGUGCAAUUGUCUAAGGAUGUUGUGAGGUACGCUCAAGGCCUUCCUUUAGCUCUUGAAGUUUUUGGUUCCUUCUUAUAUGGUAGAAGAAUGGAUUCUUGGAUAAGUGCCAGGAAUAGACUAAAAGAAAAGCCAAACGAAGAAAUCUUGGAUAACCUUAAAAUAAGUUUUGAUGGAUUGGAGGAAUAUUUGCAGAAACAAUUGUUUUUAGAUAUUGCAUGUUUCUUCAGUGGAGUAUAUAGACAAAAUAUGAGACACAUACUAGAGAGUCUUGGUUACUAUCCGGACAUCGAUAUCGAUGUUCUUGUGGACAAAUCUCUUUUAGCACUCCCAUCACACGGAAUUUUAUGGAUGCAUGAUUUGUUACAGAAAAUGGGUCAGCAAAUAGUUCAUUGUGAGUCUGUUGAGGAGCCUGGCAGACGCAGUAGAUUGUGGCGUUACGAGGAUGUCCUUCACGUAUUGAAAAACAAUACAGGAACUGAUGCGGUUAAAAGCAUCGUCCUAAAAUUUCCUUUACAGAAACAUGAGCGACUAAAUGUUGAAGCCUUCUCAAAGAUGAAAAAAUUGAAAAUUCUUGAGAUUAGUAUAUGCGCUCCGAAAUGGCAUGGAGAUCCUUCAAAUUUCAUGUUAAGCAAUGAGUUAUGUGUCAUGAACAUGUUGGGAUAUCCUUUUGAAUCCUUACCGAUCAAUUUCCAACCAGACAAUCUUGUUGAGCUCAUUAUGCAUCACAGCUGCAUCAAAAAACUGUGGGAUGGAAGGAAGAGUUUUGACAAAUUGAAACUCAUUAACUUGAGUUACUCUCAAAACUUGAUCGAGAUACCAGAUUUCAGCGGAAUCCCGAAUCUUAAGGAACUAGACCUUCGAUAUUGUACAAGUUUGUCUAAGGUCCACCCAUCCAUUGGAUUUCUAAGACAGCUUGAAUGGUUGAAUCUACGAGAUUGCAAAAGUCUUGAGAGACUUGUAGACGAGAUCAUAUCAGAAUCUCUUGAAUAUCUUAAUCUUUCUGGUUGUUCAAGACUCAACAAGUUUCCAGAUUUUGUGGGUAAUAUGACAUCUUUGCAAGAACUUUGUUUGGAUGGGACUGCCAUAAAAGAGUUACCAUUAUCAUUUAAGACUUUGUCUCAUCUUCGAAGGCUUGAUAUAUCCCAUUGCUCGAGACUAGAGAAAAUCCCAAAAGACCUCAUCACUGGUAUGGAAUGUCUAAAGUACCUUUGUGUUGUUGGAAGUGGCUGUCUUUUGAUGCCUAAUUCGUUCUCGAGUUUAAGCUCUUUAAGAGAACUAGAUUUUAGUAAUUGCAAUCUAUCAGAUGGAGCGAUCCCCAAUGAUCUUUGCUGCUUAUCUUCACUUGAAUAUUUAAAUUUGUCUGGAAACAAAUUUACGAGGAUACCAAACAUCUGGCAGCUUUCUAAGCUUGACACACUAGAUUUAAGUCACUGCAACCUGUUGGAUGGAGCGAUCCCCAAUGAUCUAAGUGGCAUAUCCUCACUUUUAAGUUUAAAUCUAAGCGGGAACAACUUUACGAGACUGCCAGAUAGUGUGGCUCAACUUUCUCAUCUUGAGAGUCUUUACUUGGAAGAUUGUAGUUGGCUUCAAGUAUUGCCGAAGCUUCCAUUAAAAUUAAUACACUUGCGUAUAAAAGCUUGUCCAUUGCUUAAGAUGUUUUAUGACCAAUUGGACGUGUGGACUUCAAAUGAAAUAUUAAGGAGCACUGAUUGCUCUUUUGCGGCCAUUGAUAUUUAUUAUGAUGGCAAACCCAGCAAGAUCCUAUAUCUGCAUCCACUAAGUCCUUUAUGGAUUGAGAGCAAUGAUGUCUUUUCUUUCCAGUUGAAAACUAUUUAUACCGAGGUAGCAUGUGGCCCUGCGUUGCUGGGAUCAGGAAUCCCCGAGUGGUUCAACGAUAAAAGCACUAAUUCGUCUGAAACAAUUCAAAUGCAUACAUAUUUGGGCUUCGAUGGGUGGAACUGGAAUGAAUGGAAAAAGUGGAAGGGGUAUGCUCUUUUUAUUGUUUAUGAAUUUCAUGAGCCUGACAGAAAUAGAGAAAAACUAGAGGUCCAUGAGCAUGGGAAUUCUAAUUCUAGAAUAUUUGAUGGCGGCAAUCCUAAUUUUCCUUACUUUCUUUGUCAAUUUCAAGCCAAUGAAGUUGAUAUUGGAGAACCCUUAGUCCUUUUUGACCAUAGAGUCCCUUCUGUUGAGCCAAAUGGAUUUUGGGUGUAUAUACCAGCUUGGUGGUUCUGGAGGAAUGGUUUGGCUGGUAGAUGGAGCAACCUUGAGGCUUCAAUUACAACAAGCAGCCUGAACGUAGAGGUAAAGGAGUGCAGAGCGCGUGUAGUACAUGAGCAUGAUGCUUCAGAGUUCUACCAAGUUCUCAACAGCAUUUCUCCAAGUGGUUUAGAUUUAAAAAGUGGUCGGAAACCUUUUUUAGAUUUGAUCAGCAAUAAUUUUCUCGAAGUCGUUGGUCCCAUAAGAUAUAGCUUUUGAAAAAAAAUCAAAAGUCUAAAAUUCGCCCCAUAGGAAACAACUUCUUAACGGGCAUUUAGAGAAAGAUAAUAAAAAGUUGACGUUAUCAUAGUCCCCUUUUCCAUCCCAGAGGAUAGGGAGAAGAGAUAAUUAAAGAAAAUGAAAAGCAAAGCGCAAGAAUGGCGAGCGAGGAAGCGAUGGCUACAAACACAAAGGAACCUCUCUCAACAACUCUACACCUUCAACACUGUACGUAGAAGAGUUCUGGUGGUGCAUUUCCAAUUUUACUCUCUCUCUCUCUCUCUCUCUCUCUCUCUCUCUCUCAUUGUGUAUUUAAUUUUAGGGUUAAUUUUGAUAUUCGGUGAUUUUGUUCAUGUUUUGGUGUUUAAGGUGAUAUGGGUUUGUGUUGGUAUUUUUCCUCUUUGUUGAUUCGUGUGUUUCUGUUUCGUUGAUGACAAAUUUCUUGAAUCAGCUCAAUAAACUUUUCUGGUUCCAUGUUAUUUAUUUUCUUCGUUUUCUUUUACAAAGAGUGAAAUUCAGCAUUAGUACUUGGUGUUUUGAUAAAAUGUCUCUAUGGUGGUUUUUUGGUUAUCUUGUUGUGAAUACAGCAGAAAAGAAGUAUUUGGCGCGGGGCACUCUUUGGUGAGUCUUUACAUGCCAUUCCUUAGUUGCUUAGGCUGCUUUUGAAAGCUUGCUGAUAUACAUCAAUGAUGGGAAAAGGAGUUUCCAUUUGGUCCAAAGACCAUUAUUUGGCGUAGAUUUCAUUUUCUGAUACAUCAUUGAUAUAUCUCUUUAAUUUGUUUCUAUAAAUCUUAAAAGUUUUUAAUUUUUUUUCUAUAUUUUUAUUGGAAUCCAAUAUUUCCCAUAUUGGUAAAUCAUGAUGAAUACUGAAUAUAGGAUUUGUUUUGUCACCUUAAGUACUACAAUGUCAGAGGUUUUUAUGAGUUCGUUUUUUCAUUGAGAGAAAUCUUGAGCUUUUAAUGGCAUCUCAAAGAAUUUGCUAGUUAAGGUGAUCAUAUAUGGAAGGGCGUCUUUAAUGUAUACACACUCACAUAAGCAAGAGAGACAAAGGAUGAAAAGUCCUAUCUCAAGGCAUGAGGAAUUUUGGGGUCUGAGCUUGCAAGUUAGUUGACUGACUGUAUAAAUUUUGUUCAUCAAUAUCAGGUGGUGAGCUUCUCUCAGACUCCUUUCCUUACAAGAAAAUCGAGAAUGGAAUACUGUGUGAAUUUUGAGGGGAAGGUUGGUAUUUCCAACUUGCCUCACUUUGGAUUCUUGAAGAUGUUGAAUAUUGAGUUUCACUGCUUUGUAAUCCUAAGAAAGCUUUCUAUAUGAGUGAUGUACUUGUCCCAUUACAUCUUUAUGUGAUUCAAGAACUAAAGGGAAACGAUUGUGUGGGCUGGAUUUAGAGUUUUAGGAUUAUUAUUUGUCUUUUGGUUGUAGUUUAUAUAGCAAUAACUUUGGAUUAUCUGUUAAUUUUGUGAUAUUAAGUGUUAAUUUUGUGAUACUAAGUGCUACUGUUUAACUUGGAAAUCCCAAAAUUUAUUUAAGAGGUGUUUUAUGUAAUUAUAGUUUGGUUUAUCCACUAUUAACUCAUGGUUAUUUUGCUUUG